GCAGUAAUAAAUCUAUAGUUGUGAAUCUUUAUUUGUUUAUUAAUUUUUUUUUUAAAAUGCUGGAUAAUAUAAUAAACUUUGCAAAUUAUUGGUGGUUUCGUUACCUGAUGGUGACCGAGCUGUAUGUGGUGGAAAAAUGGGAGCGUGUAACGAUACAUGUCAUCUUUAUGUUACUGUUUUGCGUAUUCUGGUACUUUAACUACUCAAUAAUGCUAUCAAUGACUAGCAAUCUGCUUGGAUACACGCCAUUAUUGGCUAACAUGCUGCCCGCUAUGUCCCCUGGCCAAGGAGUAAAAGGAGGUUAGCUACGGCGUCCUGCACUACAAGAUUUUGGUGAUGACCAUAAUUGAAUUUCUCUAUAAGAAUCAGUUUUAAUUCCAUUGUAUACACUGCUAAGCUUAGCUAUGUAUGGAUAAGUUCUAAACUCUUGCUGUCUUUUUGUAAUUUAUACUUUACUUCGCACUUCAAUGCACUAUAUGCUAGAGUUUCAAUACAAAAAUA
Drosophila busckii is the source of this 501-nucleotide messenger RNA. RefSeq lists its product as uncharacterized. Lineage: Eukaryota; Metazoa; Arthropoda; Insecta; Diptera; Drosophilidae. The coding region runs from base 57 to 305 and encodes 82 amino acids. The transcript is spliced from 3 exons. The record is from RefSeq and is a predicted model, not a curated record.